This is a messenger RNA of Parnassius mnemosyne (clouded apollo), 4685 nucleotides long. Lineage: Eukaryota; Metazoa; Arthropoda; Insecta; Lepidoptera; Papilionidae. The record is from the annotation of a GenBank genome assembly.
GGCUUUUAGCCGCUGACUCCUUCGCGGUUCGCACGCGUCCGCGUUUUUCAUGUCGCGAAUUGCGAGAGUUACAAUCCUACAAACGUUUAAUUCAAAUUAAAUUAGCUUAAAAUACAUAAACCGUUUUGAUAAUUUUGUUCGACUUUGCAACUCGGGUGUUUGUUUAAUUCCGCUACAGUAGUGUUUCCGAGUAUUUGUUAAGAAGUGAUAAAGUUUUUUAUCUUGUGCGUCCGUGAUGUGAUAUUUUAGUAAUAAAAUAAUUUCAGAUUGGUCACCAAGGAAUUAUGUGGUUGGGUUUAAAGCCAAAAAACUUACGUAUUAUGGUAAAUAUCCUGCAACACUUAUCACACAAUAGAAGUUUCCGGUAGUCUUCAACUUGAAAACCUACAAGAUGGAAGAUAACAGUAUUCCACUGCUGUACAAAGGCUCUUAUGAAUCUCCCCUUGUAUGAAACAUUUGCUGCCACUGCCACACUUGACAGGUGGAUCGACGAUCGCAGUACUACCUGAUGGAUACAAGGUUCACCGUCUGCAAAGUGGAGUCAGAAAACAAGAAGAAUGGAAUACACAUGGGCGCUAACAUCAUCACGCGUCCUCUGCGAUCGUCUGCGGAGACUACCGAGCGUGACGUGGCAGUCAAUAACCAACCCGAUACCUGGCUGCACGACGCUGGCUGGAGAAGAAAAAGGUCGCUGGCACAGCUCACGCGGGAAGCACUGCCUAGGAUGGAGAACUAUAGGAACUCUAAGCGAGCACUGAAAAGGCCUAGCCUUGGAGAACUGCACGGGGAUAACCAUAUUACUGAAGAGGAGGAGCCGCGAACAGUUCAAAGAGACACGAAAUCACCAACACCAGUGAUAGGAAUUAAACUAGGAUGGAUUCAGGGUGUGCUUAUACCAUGCCUGCUGAAUAUAUGGGGCGUGAUGCUGUUCCUGCGAAUUUCGUGGGUUGUGUCGCAGGCGGGGAUAGGACUCUCGCUGAUCAUUAUUGCGAUUUCCGCCAUUGUUUGCGUCAUCACCACGUUAUCCAUGAGCGCCAUCUGUACCAAUGGAGAGGUAAAAGGAGGUGGAAUCUACUACAUAAUUUCCAGAUCCCUUGGCCCAGAAUUUGGAGCGUCAGUUGGCAUUAUCUUCGCUUUCGCCAACGCGGUAGCGGCUAGUAUGAACACGAUUGGAUUUUGUGAUUCCCUUAACGACUUGUUGGGCACUCAGGGAGUGAGGAUCCUCGAUAAUGGUCCUAAUGAUACUAGGAUAGUUGGCACAGUUGCUCUGAUCAUCAUGUGCAUCAUUUGCGCCGUCGGUAUGGACUGGGAGAGCAAAGCACAGAAUUUUCUGAUUGCAAUCAUUGUAAUUGCUAUGGUGGACUUUAUUGUCGGCACAUUUAUGGGACCAAAGACUUUAGAGGAAAUCAGUAAAGGCUUCAUUGGUUUCAGUGUAUCAACAUUCAAGUCUAACUUUGCUCCGGACUUUCGGUACAGUGAGAAUUUGGAACAAGACUUCUUCACCGUCUUUGCAAUAUUCUUCCCGUCGGUCACCGGCAUACAGGCCGGUGCUAACAUAUCUGGCGACCUUAAGGACCCUGCCACCGCAAUUCCUAAAGGGACACUUUUGUCUUUACUGAUAUCCAUGGUGAGCUACGCUCUGAUGGUGAUUUUUUCUGGUGGUGCCGCAUUGAGGGACGCGAGCGGCAAUAUGACUGAUUUAGUGAUCGAGAACGGCACUGUUGUGGACUACACUUCAGUAUUUGAAUGCGUCAAUACUACAACUGGAUGUAAAUACGGUCUGCAUAACAGUUACUCGGUUAUGCAGCUCAUGUCUGCUUGGGGGCCGUUGAUAUACGGCGGCUGUUGGGCCGCGACACUUUCAACGGCUCUGACGAACUUGCUAUCGGUGCCGCGCCUGAUCCAAGCCCUGGGCGUCGACCGGAUUUACCCGGGGCUCAUCUUCUUCGCUAAGCCCUACGGCCGCCACGGCGAGCCCUAUCGUGGAUACGUACUCACGUUCUUCGUAUCACUGAUCUUCCUAUUAAUCGCUGACCUGAACACCAUUGCGCCCCUGAUCUCCAAUUUCUACCUCGCGUCUUACGCCCUCAUCAACUUCUGCACAUUCCACGCAGCGCUAGUGCGUCCCCUCGGCUGGCGGCCCACAUUCCGGUACUACAAUGUAUGGAUAUCAUUGCUGGGAUUCCUCAUGUGCGUGGCGAUCAUGCUCCUCAUCAGCUGGGUGAUGUCCCUCGUCACGUUCGCGAUAUUCUUCACUCUGUACCUCAUAGUGCAUUACAGGAAACCAGACGUGAACUGGGGCAGCAGCACGCAGGCGCAGAUGUACAAGACGGCGCUGUCGAGCGCGCACAGCCUGGCGCGCACGGGCGAGCACGUGAAGAACUACUGGCCGCAGCUGCUGGUGCUAACGGGCCGUGCGCACCAGCGGCCCGCGCUCGUCGACCUCGCGCACCUCAUCACCAAGCCCGGCUCGCUCAUGAUCGUCGCCGACAUAUCGCAGAACAAGUUGUCGUACAAGGAGCGCGCGAACCGAGCGCGCGCGGCGGACGAGUGGCUGCGCGGGCGCAAGGUGCGCGCGUUCCCCGCCUCAGUGAGCGGCUUCGCGUUCGAGACGGGCGCGCGCGCGCUCAUGCAGGCGGCCGGCGUGGGCCGCCUGGCGCCCAACGUGCUGCUCAUGGGCUACAAGGCCGACUGGGCCACCGCGCCCAGCGCAGACCUCGUCGCCUACUUCAACGUGCUGCACACUGCUUUCGAGACGCGGCUGGCUGUGGCGAUCGUGCGCGUGCGCGGCGGGCUAGACGUGGGUGCGGUGGGCGCGGGCGAGGAGGCGCCCAGCCGCGGCCUCACCGCCACGUCGCACGGCUCGGCCGAGCUGCGCGUGCGCGCCGCCGCCGUGCUGCACGCCGACUCCGACCUGGACAUCCGCGCGCUGCCCGACUCGCAGCCCUCCAGCCGCCACAACCUGCAUUUGUUAACCCUAACCACAUCCCGGUCAUUCACGAUAUCAGAGAAGGGCGACUCAAAAGAAAAAGAGAGGGAAAAGGAGAAGAAAAAGGAUAAAAAACCUUUGAACUUCCACAAACAAGUCAUUUACAAGUCUUCUUCGGGGCUAGAAAUGUCUUCAGACCAGCUGUCGCAGAUGUCUAUAUUCCAGAGGAAACAGGACAAGGGAACAGUGGACGUAUGGUGGCUGUACGACGACGGCGGGCUAACCAUCCUACUACCGUACAUUAUCUCGCAGCGCUCGAGCUGGGCCAAUUGCAAGCUGCGCGUGUUCGCGCUCGCCAACAGGCACCACGAACUUGAGCUGGAGGAGAGGAAUAUGGCUAACUUGUUAGCUAAAUUUCGGAUAGACUACUCGUGCUUGACAAUGGUGCAGGACAUCACGGAACCUCCAAAGCCCGAGACUAAACAACUGUUCGAUGAAAUAAUAAAGAAGUUUAUAGACGAAAAUGCCAGUGAAGAGUGCCGCAUAAGCGAGACGGAGCUGAACACGCUGGCGGACAAGACGAACCGGCAGCUGCGGCUGCGCGAGCUGCUGCUGGCCAACUCGAGCGGCGCCACGCUCGUCGUCAUGUCGCUCCCCAUGCCCAGGAAGGGUUCAAUUUCGGCACCAUUGUACAUGGCAUGGCUAGAGAUGAUGAGUCGCGAUCUGCCUCCUAUGCUCUUCGUGCGUGGAAACCAUACUUCAGUUCUCACAUUUUAUUCUUAACUUCUUUAUUUAAGCAAAUAAGCCCAGUUUAAAGUAAGAUUUAUUUUAGCUAAUGGAAUUGCUGUUUUGGUACUAAAACGUCACUUAGAAAUCAAUUAAAUUAUUUUAAAUGAUUUCUAAGUUCAUAAGUUAUGAACGAAUCGUGAUUCAGAAAGGUGAAAAAAUUUAUAUGUGGGAAAAUAAAACACACUCGAAGAAAAGUCCUUAUAUGCAUAAGUUCGAUUGACUACACAAACUCAAAAAUGGAUUAUUAGUAUGGAUGGAGUAUUCUAGAUUGUUAGUAUUCAAUAUUCAUUAUUUAAUUUUACCAUAAUCUUCGGUGCCAUAAUAAAGUACAAGAGGCCAGAGACGACACGACAAAAUUAUAGAAACUGGGUGUCACAUCCUUUAAUAUAGUCUAAGCGUGUGUACAAUAAAUCCACAUUUAACGUGGAAUUAUGGAUUAUGUAUAAAUUAACUCUGUUAAAUCAAUUUAGUGAAUAAUGCACCAGUGCAGUGGUAUGUUGGGCUUGCACCAAAGUGGAGAAAAGGGAUGUAUCUUAUAUGUCAACUUAAGCAGUCCGCUACGUACGUCAUUUGUGUACCAACACAUUACCUCUCUUCUCCAUUUAGUUUUGGGGCCUAGGCUUGAACAGCCCAACUGUACACAUUUUUAUUUAGUCUGAAGCUCUGGAGGAGUCUUGGGAAUCUUUAAUUUGUAUAGUUUACUUACUUGGUAAUAGUUCAAAACUAAAGAUUUAAAAUACCAAAGCAUAAAACGUAGGUAUAGUAAAUAAAUAUAAUGUAGUUGUAUUACUGUCUAAUUGUUUUUAGAUUAUUAAAAAUGCAGCAUUUUUUUAUAGUAGAUGUCAUUAAGUAUUAUAUUAACGCUUAGUUUUAGUCAAAUAAGUUUAGCAUAAAAUAAUUUAUGUGAUAGUAGUAGAUAUUAUUAGACAAUAGUUAAUGUUUUAACAACAUAAUAAAACAUUUUAUU